Molecule: messenger RNA, 1557 nt
Organism: Boleophthalmus pectinirostris (great blue-spotted mudskipper)
Lineage: Eukaryota; Metazoa; Chordata; Actinopteri; Gobiiformes; Gobiidae
Gene: cltrn
Product: collectrin, amino acid transport regulator
Exons: 6
Coding region: 102-743 (213 amino acids)
Source: RefSeq, a predicted model, not a curated record
UAAGCUCUGUUACUGUAUCCUGUGUGUUUUUCACUGCUGACUCCUCACAUCUCGUAUUACACUUUAGUACCACUGGAUUUGCCCCUGUGUUUUCUGUGGAAAUGUUGGAGAAAGUUUUCAUCUUGCUUUUUGCUUCAACUGCUCUGGCACAAGAGCUGUGUCGGCCAGAUGCUCCAGAGGCCUACAAAGUACGACUGAGCAUCAAAACUGCUCUGGGAAACGAGGCUUAUGAAUGGAACGACAAUGAGAUGUACCUUUUCCAAGCCACACUGGCUUUUGCCAUGAGGAACCAGCUCCCAGGACAGCAGUUUGAAGUGUCCAACAUCAUCGUCUGUAAUAUCACGCCGAGAGUGUCCUUCUGGUUUGUGGUGACAUCAGUGAACAGCCCAACAACUCUGAUCCCGAAGCAGAAUGUGGAAAACGCAAUAAAGGAAGCAAGACAUCGGAUCAACAGUGCAUUCCUACUCACAGACCAGACUCUGGAGUUCCUGGGGAUCCCGCCCACUUUGGCCUCUCCAAUUGCCCCUGGCACCCCGCCAUGGCUCAUCGCAUUCGGGGUCGUCAUGGGGAUAGUGGGCGCUGCCAUUGUCUACUUCCUGGGGACUGCCAUAAUCCGGAGAACUCGCAAAAAGACACCAGAUGAGGACGAAGAGGCCAAAGAAGCCAAUGGAAUCGCUGGUGAAAAUCUGGACGGGAUUUACAACUCAACUUUUUCAGAUGAGGACAAAAUCACUGAAAUGUAAAACUAAACAAAACCAAAAACUACUCUGGACACUACUUUUAAAAGGUACUUUAAUGAUAUCUGACUAAGCCUUUACUUUUGAAUCAAGCUUUUUUUUCUUAACACUCAGUUCACCAGGACAUGUACAUCUACUACAUUUGUGUUUUCUAAAAAGGGGUAUAGGGACCUUUGCUACUUCAAAGAUGAAAUUGAAUAGUAUUUGAAUCUAAAAUACUUUUUGUAGUAACAUAACUUCCUUAAUGUUUUGGGGGAUUUUAGACAUCAAUAUAAUUAAAACAAGGAAGUAAUAACUGACAAUUAACUAUGAAUCUAUUUUAUUUACCCUUUGUGGUAGUGUGGGACAAAACUUAGGUGCCUGAGACAAAAAGUUUGGAACCACUGACCUACUUUGUACUUGUAUACAUAUGUGUAAAUAAGGAUCUUAAUAAUUCACAUUUUUAUGACAGCUGCUGUUUAUUUAGACUUUUGAAUUGCAAAGAAGUACCAUAUGUGACUCACUUUUUGGCCCUGAACACUCCUUUGAGAACCAUUACUGUAAAGUUGUGCAAGGACUUUACCACUAUAAACCACUGCACUCAUUUGAAUGUAAUCUUACAGUUCCUGCUACAAUGUCCUUGGUAGCUUUGAGAACUGAUUGUACAGAAUGCACAUUACCUUAUUUUCGUUGAACUUUUGAAACAAGCUAUUAAAAUGCCAAAACAGUACAAGAUGCUUUGAUCAGAACGCGCCGUACUCUGGAUCAAAAGCAUUGUUACAUCCCAAACUGCCUACUCACCCGUUUUUUUUUUUUUUUUUUUUUAACAAUGUAAACUACA